Xenia sp. Carnegie-2017 is the source of this 1786-nucleotide messenger RNA. Its product is annotated as kelch-like protein 1. Lineage: Eukaryota; Metazoa; Cnidaria; Anthozoa; Malacalcyonacea; Xeniidae. Gene Ontology annotation, molecular function: protein binding. The record is from RefSeq and is a predicted model, not a curated record.
UUGUGAAUUAGUGACAGCAAAGACUAUGACAAACAUGAUAGAAUGGAAGAGCAUUUGCUUAAAAUGUAUUUUUUAGUUUUACGAAUUUAGGACCCGGUUUACAUUAUCAGAAAUUGUGUCGAGUUUCUUUUUGUUGAGGAUUAACUUUUUGAAAUUCUUUUUUUGAGAAAUGGCUGGAAAUAGCCAAGAAAAAUUGGAGUGCGAUUUGAAAGCUAACGUGGAGGCUCGUUUUGCAACAAAGGUGCUAUCAAACUUGCAUGAACUUAUGAAAAUGGAGUUUUGUGAUGUCGUUCUUCAUGUUGACAACGACAAUUUCACUGUACACAAGGCAGUGCUGGUUUCGUCAAGUGCUUAUUUUAGAGCCAUGUUUAGUGAUGAUAUGAGUGAAAAACAUCAAGCCGAAGUAAAUAUCAAAGGUGUCACAAGUGAUUCGAUGGCUUUACUUCUCGAUUAUUGUUACACGGGUAAGAUCAUCAUCACGGAUGAGAAUGUCGAGGAUCUACUACAAGCGGCAGACCUUCUUGGUUUUGCUGACGUUAAAGAAACUUGCGCACAUUACCUCAUGGACCAACUGGUGACAGAAAAUUGUCUUGGGAUUUACCAACUGGCUGAAAGAUUCUCAUGUAUGCAACUAAGUCAAAAAGCAGAAUCUUUUAUGAAAAAGAACUUUGCAGCCGUCUCGAAAUAUGGUGAGAUUUUGAGUUUGGAUGCCAUGUGCCUGAAAUCCAUCAUCAAGAGUGAUGAUAUUUGCAUCGACAGCGAAUUUCAAUUAUUGCAAUUCAUUUUUGAAUGGGUUGAGACCGACAUGCAAGCAAGACGGAAGAUGAUAGCAAUUUUGUUGACCGCUGUCAAAUUGUGUUUUAUACCUCCGAAAAAGCUGCGCGAGAUCUCUCGAAGGUCACUUAUCCAGGACGAUUUAGCUUUGCAAAACGUGAUAGAGAAAGCCAUGUUCUGUCAUUGUGAAUGUGCCGGAAUAUCGAUGAGACCAUCUUGCUCUUCUUGGCUGUAUAUUCUCGGCGGUGAAAGGUCUUUUAUGAAGGAGACAAGGUCCAUAGAGUACUUCGAUUGUCAAACCAUAAAAUGGAAGGGUGCGAAGCUGCCAAGCACUCGCGUUUCAUGCGCCGUGGUAGUACUUGACAGGAAGUUGUACGUGAUUGGUGGCAUUCAAAGGAAAACCAAGUUGAACUCUGUUGAAUGUUAUGACAUCUUUCUGGGAAAGUGGAAGAAUGUUGCUCACCUUGUCAUUUGCUGUGGUGAGGUGAAGGCUGCUGCCCUCAACGGGAAUAUUUAUGUUGCUGGAGGGUCGAGCCGUCAAAAUACAUGCAGCUACGUCGAAAAGUACUGCCCUGUGAUAGACAGGUGGACUAAAGUAUCUAAUAUGACGCACAAGAGACGACGGUUUGCCCUUGUACCGCUGGAUGAAAGUCUGUAUGCCGUGGGCGGAUUUGAUGAUGAUCUGGGCUAUAUCUCAUCUGUCGAAAGUUAUUCACCAAAUUCUGACCAAUGGGAGAGCAAAGCCUCGAUGACGUAUCAAAGAUGUGAUUUUGGCGCUGUUCAGUUAUCGAACUACAUUUAUGUUGUCGGUGGAGUUAACGAGUACCAUGGUUCUCUAUCUUCGGUCGAGCGGUACAACCAUGCUACUGACACGUGGGAAACGAUGACGUCCAUGAGUCGACCACGUGGUUGCCUGCCGUGGCCUUAUAUUGUGGAAAGAUAUUUGCGAUUAAUGGUACGAGCGAGGACAUGUCAGUUGAGAACAGUGUUGAAUGCUACGAUGAAGUAACCA